AUGAACGUGUUCACAUUGGUUCUGACAAGAGGUAAUGCUGUUCUUCAUUUGAGGUUAUAUUUACUGGUGUGGCCAUGCGUGAUUUCGCUGCUUGUUUGGUUUCUGUGGUACAGCUUGGUCUUUAUAAACGUUGCACACGGACAGUGCGAGACCUUUCGUCACUACGCACGUGGUACAACCUACCCUAACAACAAAGAGAGCAUUCGCGAGGACAGGGGUUUUUUGGAACUUUCUAUAGACACUUCUAAUGAUUCUGGAAGUGACGAGUUUGCUCGUUGGAAGUGGCAGGUUGAUGGAUCGUACAAGCUAAUGAGGUUUCAAUUGUACAGCAUAGAAACCGGUGAUGUUUUCUUGAACUGCAGCUACGAAUCACAGGACCUCAUCGGCCCUUGCUGUGAGCUUCCUAGCAAUCCACACACAAAUUCCUCAUUUCCAAAAGAAUGCACUGAUGCCAUCUAUGUUGUCAAUAGUCAGCAGCAAAACUACGAACUGGUGUACGGGAACAGACAUCACUCCGAACUGUUCAUUAAUAUUAUAGCACACAUCCAUAUAAACAGACCUGAGGGUCUCAAGGUGUUCACCCGUGCAUCGCUUGCUGAAGAUUUUCAUACCUGCGGUGAACUAGCUAAAACAAAUCCCUGGAGAGGAUACUUACCAGACAAUGAUAUUCUGGAACGUGAGUACCACUAUGUGAAUCGAUCUCUGUGGCAAACAGUUAUAAGCCCUCAAAACACAUUCAAGCUCAUCUUCCACGGAUGGACAGUUCACAAAAUGGGUGUCCGAGUAUUUGUAUACUCCCUUCACGGAUAUUCCAAAGAUCCAUUGGACACAAUACGGCGAGAACUUUCGGCUGCACCUAAGACCGCUGUGGUCCCUUUGGAUGUUUCUCAUUAUACGGAGCGUGUGCAGACUACAGGAAGCUUCUCAAAGUACUUCAGGAGCAUCACCAUCAGCCUGAAUAUCAAUUAUUUGACGCGCGCCGUUCUCGUAACUUCUGGUCUAGUUACACGCAAAGAUAUGGCAAUGAUUGACAGGGUAAUGUAUGACUUGCUCCGUGGUAGGCAAGCUGAGACCAGGUGGCCAACAAAAAGUCCUCCAGGAAUUCGUCUUUAUCGGGUGCUUAAACAGUUCGAAAAGCACGUAAUUGUGCCUUAUGGGACUACGAUAGAGUUUGAUGUGAAGGAAGGUUAUUAUCUUAACUAUCCUGAGUGCUUUGUCUCAAAUUUCAACGGUGAGGGAGUCGUGAAGUUGUCGUCAUCUACAGACUUUGAAAUGUACGGUAUGGGUGCAACCACGAUCACAAUCAGUUCGUGUCAUCCGGCCCACAGCGCAUUAUACACUUGUGGUUAUGGAGGAAAAAAAUAUUUUGUUGGCCUUCCGCGUAUUUGCUUGCCCAGAGGAGCCGAUUAUCAUCAGUAUGUGCUAUCCGUAUCGAACGAUCGGAACGUGCAAUGGAAAGAUCGGUUUAAGUAUUACGAUUUUUCCGGGGCGGUCUACAUUCCGGAGGGUGCUCAAGUCGUAAUCACAUGCAAUAAAGUCAUCGGACAUAGGAUGGAUAAUUACGGAGAAGAAAGUCUUUUUCACACAGUUGCUGGCACUUCCGAGCCGCUUCCUUUUGAGCGCGUCAGGAGGACAAUGAGUACGCAUAAAUACAACGAUGGAGCACAUUUAUAUUACAACAUGGCCGAAAUCUACCAUAUCUGGAGUGUAAACCGGAUGGGAAAACUUACAAAACACCAUGUUGUAUGCCGAUUUCGUUAUCGUUACAUUCCAGAGCUAGUGCGAUUAUCACCUCGGGCAAGCUGGCAAAUAACGUUGACCGCUAACCGAACGAAGCUCAUAUCCGCCUACGGUAAAAAGCCGCUCAUUGUGGCUGACCACUGCCGAUAUAGCGAUGCAUCUGUUCAACGCAUUCUUCGUCGGCCUGAAGCAGCUGAUCCAAAACUGGCCGGAUUUACAACACUGUUGCGCCCAAGUGGAAAAACCGAAGAAGGGAUCUACAACGGUUCUUUCAUUACCUUUCACGCACUCUUGAUCGCCAACAUAUCGGUGUGGACAGUAGAUCGAGAAACUCGAAGUAACCUGAUUCGGCAUGAAUGUUCGAUGUCCAGCAAUCAAAUUAAGAGAAAGCAACAUGGAUACCUUACCAAAACGGUGGAAUUUGAAAGAGCUCAGACACUGGUUGCUUCACUUGUACAGUUUACCUGCGUUCUAAGUGUACAUACUGUUGGAGUGGUACUUAACGUGCAGCACCGCCAUGCAAACACUACCGAUAGUGGGGUGAUUAGACGGCUGUACACGCAGUCACUGCUUAGCGUUGUGCAACAUCGUCUUCAGGGCAUUCCAGCUUCCAAUGUAUCCUUCAUUCAUGAUCCUGUUGGUUCCUCAAGUGCAUUUCGUUUCAGCAGAGUGAGUUUGGGGUGGAUGGCCACCUUGAAAGUGGGCCAACGUAUAAGCUUGAUCAAAUCAGUGGUCAGAGUGAACUGCUCCUAUCGAUUUGAGGCUAACCACACCUUAUCUGUGAUGCCCGAGGGCUAUAGCGAACGUCGUCUUGGUAAACUGCUCGAAAUUUAUCACUCAAAUGCCUUGCAUGCACAUUCCGGACUAUACAUUUGUAGUAUAGGAGGACGCGGGUUGACUACCCGCCGACUGGCAGUUUUACCAGAGUCUUCCCAGUUAAGUAUAAAAAUACAAUAUGAGCACAUCCUUAGUCAAAACAACAAAAUACCAAACGUGCUGUCAGCGCAGCCGAUUAAUGUUACCUGUUCAGUUUGGCUUCACGUUGGCUUCGUUGUCGACCCCAUAUUCAUCGUUGAUUUUAUCAGCGUGUUCAACGGGAACAAAACCAUUCCUUUGACUGUGAAAACUGUGACCCAAAAACCCAGCAUAACUAGACAGUUAGAAAAAUAUGUUGCUGUUCAACAAUUUGAAGUAGUUGCACCGAAUCCGGUCCAUUGCGGCAAAGUAUCCCGCAUCACAUGUCGCCUGGUCCUACGUGAUUUCGAACGGGAUGUAUCCGACUUGUCCGAUAUUCCAUCGGAGGUAGAAUUAAAGCAAUCAGUCGAAAUUAAUGUCACAGAGCGCCUGCAACCUCAGAUAAUUUUGCAAAUGUCAGCAUCGGACUGUGUGGCUUUGCACAAUGGCAUGAAAGACUCACGGUCGACAAAUGCAACACAAAUGUUGAUGAGAAGUCAGCGUAACGCCCCAAAUGAGACAGUGGAGACGGUUUUUGUUGAGGAUAUUUGCCACUUAGAGUACAUUGCUUUUUACGGUAUUCCCGAAGGUCAACUACUGAUAUGGUUGGUUCGUCGAACAACGACUGACACGCUAAAGUUGGACGAAUGCUUGACCGAGAAGACGUCCGUGCUUGGCAGUGCUAUGUACAAAAGUCUUCCAAUUUACCGUGAGAGCAAAGCUAGAUAUGGUUUCAAGGCCGAAUGCGUGACGGCUUUUCUGCCGGAGCACGUUGGAAUAUUUGCCGUAGUUUUGAAUGCUUACGACCAUACACGUUCUGUUACAGAAGAAACGCGUGCAAUAAAGCCAGUUGUGCGUGGGUGGUUUGAACGUUAUUAUGGCUUAAAGAGUUCUACUCAAAAAGAAGCUGAAUUAUUAUGGCAUUCAUUUAGAACUAAACCGCAGCACCAUAUCGUACGAUUCCGGGUAUAUCGGCAGGCCAUCAUUCGUGCAGGUGAUGAGAUUAAGAUUCUGGGACUUAAAGGACCACAAGCUGCAAUGAAAUUUGAGUGCAGCUUCCAGAGUGCUGAUGGUUCGCUUGAGAUUGCCGUUCCGAAGCGGUUUCAAUUACAAAGGACACGUUACCCAGGUAGCUUUUUACUUUACACAGAAACCUCAUAUUUGUCUGAUUCUGGGAGCUACAAGUGUUUGAAUAAGUCCUGUCCGGGAUGCCCCGUCGAAGAUGUGUUUCCUCCGAGGAAUGUCAUUGUUCUUCCAAACGACAUCAUGUUGGGGUUGGAUCUGAGCUACAGGAAGCUACGUGCAAAUGAUACUAUCGCACAUUCUGUGAAACUCCCAAAAUUAUCGACGGCUUAUCCUGACCAGCUAGUGAAUGUCAGAUGCACCCAUAGGGUAUCAAGUAUUGAAAAACUCUGGCCCAAAGUCAUACUGAAUAGUGAAGAGAUAAGAAACCGACACAAAACCGUCUCUAAAGAACCCGAGCUUGUUUUCGAUUUUGUGCACAGGUCUAAUAACGGCACAGAACUGUAUCGUGUAUUCAGUUUUACAUUUUUCACAGCUCUACCGGAAGCAAAAUACGAUCUAACCUGUGUAUUCCUAUUCGAAAACGUGACUGUAACGCAAGUAGAUCAUAACGGUUCUUUCAUAACACCAAUGCUUACUAAGAGUGCAACGAUUAAAGUAAACGGGACACUUUCUCCAGUCAUAUUUAAUAGACAUUUGCGGUCAAAACCAACACAACUUAUGGAGAAUUUAAACCAUCAAGGAGAAAGUGAAAUCAGCUCAAUAAUGUUCCAUCAAACAGGCUCCAAGAACCGCCUUGAAGAGACCAAUGCCCAGCUUUAUAUUGUUCAUCACGGAGGGUACCCAACUGGUCAUCUCCGCGUAUGGUCUUUCUACAAUAUUGAAGAGGAAAAACAAGUGUAUGCGGAGGACUGCUAUGCCAUCAGUGAUGUCAAUCUUGACGAGACAGAAGUAGAAGCGCUACCAGCAGACAUUAGGGAUCAUGUUCGGUUCAGUCAGUCAGCGGGGGUUGGUUAUAAAAACGCCAGUUUUGUGUGCACACUGCAAAUACAUCAUGUCGCGAUUGUUGCGUUUGCGUGUCAGAAGAAAGUGCAACAUUCCGGGCGACAACAUGAUAACUGUUUUCUUACAGCCAGACAGAGCUUAGUGCACCACAUUAGCUCAUUUCUUGUCAACCCGGUUAAUAACAAACCACGUUCCGUGUCAGUACCGAAAGACUACGCUUACACCUUCCGAAUACAGAAAGUUAAGCUUGGAUGGCACGGAUCUGUCUAUCCAAACGAAACGUGGCAUAUGUUGCUGUCCUACAAUGUGCUGUCUGAUAAACCGUCUGGACGUGAAAGAUACUUCAGGAUUUACUUUCACACUCCCGGUAGUAGUCAUGCUUCACUGGUUGAGCAGCGUAUUACUGACAGUCUGGAAUACUACACGAGCAAAAGAUCAACUUAUUCGGAUUCUGGUUUCUAUUAUGCUGAGGUCACCCAUUGUAUGAAGGGCUGUCCAGUUCUUCGAAUUGCACAUAAACGAAAACUGAUGGUUAUUCCUCAACCUGAUAUACUGUCGGCAUGUUUACUGCACAGGCGAUUUUCUUCAGUUGAUUUUGACUUGCUACAAGCAUGCUCCCAAUCGACUGCAACGGUUCAAUCAAGCGCGCUGUUUUAUCUAGAGAAGUACUAUAUUUAUUGUGUGAUGAGGGUUAUUGCGGCUUGGGAGUCUCUGUAUAGUUUGAACUUCGAGUUGACAGAAGGUACCGCUUCAGGACUUAGGAACUUUCCUCAUUUGAAGCUGGGCUCACUGACUAGUCCGAAAGGCUUCGUCAUCCUGCUAUUUCAAGUGAUUGGUCCUGAUCCGAUUGAGCACCCGGGACCUUUGAAUGCGACUUGUAAGGUUACGUUCAGGGAAAGUGAUUUUUUUGAGGAUGUUGACCUGCGUACUCCGAAACGUAUAGAACCUAUUUCGAAAUCAGUACUUAUUCUCGUUAACCACACAAGUGCUCCCAUAAUUUUUGUUCAGUCGGCGCAAAGUGUACAGUCAGAGCUGCAAAGUGCUAUCCGAAAGUCGGCGAUCAGGCCGAACCACACCGCUGUCAGAUUUCACACCUCCGGUGCAGGAAUGACUAAUAAGAUUCAGGAGAGCCCGUUAACGGUAUCGCAACUAAUUUAUUUGGGCGUCCCGACAGGUCGGGUAUUCAUCAGACUCUAUUUCCAAUCUCAGCAUAACAACAAGAUAUUCGCGGAACAGAUGCAUGCGUGUGAAACUAUAAUGACAAAAUACUUGUCAUCAGUUGAAAUCCCUGGAACGCUGAAACUUCACCAAUCAUAUAUAGACUCCAGCGGUAUCGGUUACAUUAACCAUUCGUUUUCAUGUGCCAUCCGGGCAGAGCACGUCGCACUCGCUAUGGUCGUUUAUAACGUGCACUCAACUAAUCGGAACCUCUCAACUCUGGAUCAUGAACUGAGGAUGACCAGUAAGAUAGGCGAAACUAUUCAAUACUGGAUGGACCAGCCAGCCAGCGGUGCACCAUCCAAAGUUCUGCCCUGGACGGAUAUCUUAGCGAGUUAUAGUAUAAUCAAACUUCACAUGGGAUGGAACGCAUCGGUGGCGGUCGGUUCACCUGCGAAUAUGCUUGGAACAGUCCCAAUUGGCGCUUAUAAUCUGUACUGCUUUUAUAGAAAAGACAAGACGUUGGUCAAUGUAACGGGUCGUUUUCAAUUACUUCGAACAGCUCUGAAGCAUACCUAUCAUUUCCAGUUGUCAAAAGUCACAUUCGCAGAUUCUGGAAUAUAUGGAUGUAAUGGGACACAAAGCGGUCUAAGUUUUGUUAUUUUUGGACCGCGCAUGCUGGUUGUCCUACCCAACCAGUAUCCCGUCUCCGUUUUGCUAAAUGAGCGACCACUGGGCCCCAGAGAUGCCUGGGUGGACGACCAGCUCACAGUGGUUGGUAACCGUUCGGUAGCCAUCGUCUUCAGUGACUCGACGACCUUUCUGCAUUGCCUAUUUGAACUGCCUUCAAGCUCUGUUUGGGAAUCCGAGCCAGGUUUACAGUUCACCACGGCUGAAGAAAACCAUGGAUUGAAACACAAAUCUUUCAGCAUACACAGAAACAUAACGCACGAGUUGCAUCCUCACUCAAUCCAUAUUCCCAAAGCAUUCCAACUCAGCAGCCUCAUCAGGGUGAGUUGCACAGUUUCCUACACGUUACAGGUUGUGAAUCCUUACGACUUAAAUGAACCAGCUUCAUAUAUUCAAAAGAAGGCUGAGCUGAUUUUGUCAGUAAAAGCAGCCGUCCGUCCUAACUUAUUCACAGAAUUUUUCCAGUCCGAUAUGCCAGCACUUCGGACCUCAUUCAGGGCGAUAAAAAAGCAAGCAGAAACCGCCACUGAAUUUCACAAAACACAGUUCGGACCCCCUCAGUUAGAAAAAAUUGUUAAAUUUAGCCUUCUCGUUUCCUUAGGGUUUCCUCGUGGGAAAGUCACUGCCUGGUCUUUAUUUAAACACUCUAAAGAUGAACGUUUAUUGGUUGGUGAAUGUGACCUAACACAUAUACAACCGAUUGUCGGGUCUAGUGUCCCAGAUGAAUUGCGGACAGACGAUGCUUACAGGAAUUCGGAAUGGCGUAACUUUGUAAAUACUUCAUUCGUAUGUGUCCUCCGGCCUGAGCACCUGUCAAUCCUGAUUUUGGCCUACACUGCACCCAAAGACGUACUCCAAAAUGUCCAUACCCUGCAACGCAUUAGAUCAAAUCUGAAUAAAAAUGUUCGGCAUUGGUUGCUUCAUCCAACAGACAGGACAAAGUUGGAUUUCUAUUGUCCGUUCAACACCCUUGCCACAUAUCGUGUGUCAAAAGUUAACAUUGGUUGGCAGGCAUCAGUAGCUUCUGGCAGUGCAGUUUUCAUGUUGGGGUCAGGAGUUGGAAGAGAAGAACAAACAAAAAUGGACUGUUUCUACCAGCCAAAUGCUUCGUACGCACCAGUCCUGAUCUCCGGAGGAUGGUUCAGUUAUUCAGUCCAAAUUGGUAAGCGCAAGUAUCUCUGGCUUAAUAACUCACAAGUAGAUUGUCGUGAUUCCGGGAUCUAUCAGUGCCGCCUAAAAAUGCUAGAUACGGUAAAUGACCUCAAUUUUUCCGUAGGAUUUGAACCUCGUCAGCUAUUCGUUAAACCGGAUCACUCGUUAAUACGUGUACUGGUUACGAGGGAACAACCUGUGCUAUCACAAGAUCGACUGUUCGACCAGGCCACUGAUGGGACAAACCCUGCUAUAGUCCCAUCUAAUAGCACCAGUUAUAUUACUUGUUUCUAUUCGCACCUUCAUGCCUAUCCGACACAACUAAGAUAUCGUUUUACCUGCGGAAUGCUGAGUGAAAGAACUGCCGACUUAAGCCCUAUUAAUUCAGAAGCAGUUGGAAAGGAAGUAUCUCAAACUUUGAACGGAGAAACCCGAUAUUUGAAGACUUGGAGGAUCAGUAUACCUCCAUCUAGAGACAUAGUGGGUUUCAUACAAGCUACGUGUUACGCAGACUAUUUCAAUAUGACACCACCAAAUAACGACAUAAAUCAAGCUGAACUGGAGUACACCAUAAAAGUGCACCAAAUCGUAACAGUUGAAUUCAGGAUACCGUCCGUCCUAUUUGAGAAAUAUAUUCGGAUGAGUAACCCUGCAUUAGAGAAUAUGAUCAGGCGUCAAAGUGCUGGUUCAGUAAAAAGUGCACUAGAUUUCUUCAGAAGUGGUCCUACCCAGUGUGUCUUGGAGGGUAUACUCCGCACUGACAUUCUGAGUGCUCUAGGAAAGCCCAGGGGUAACGUAUAUGUCUAUGUUCUAUAUACACACAGAAAUCAAACUCGUGUGGCUGAGUGUAUCCAACUGAAUGUGAGGAAUUUGACGAAACGAGACAUUCCUCACGACGUUCAACAGAGUAGCUUCUACAAAGAUGCACGUGGCGAGAAUUUCAUUCGGAUUUCCACUGCAUGCCCACUGACACCCAUUCACAUAGGUCUGCUUGUUAUAUCCAUGACCAUAUUCACCCCUGGAGUAACGCCGCAAGUGUUAAGGCAUACGUUCCUCUCAUCGCUCCGCAAACAUAUUGACCAGUGGCUUGCGCGGCCAUCCAGCUCAACACAAGCGGAAUUCGAUUCAAUGGCAGACACUUCUAUCGACUAUCGAUUGAUGCAUCUGUGCGCCCGUAGCCGUGCCACAGUCUUGGCUGGUUCUCCGAUUGUUGUGUUUGGACUGUUAGGACCAGGAGGUGACGGUCAACCGCAAUGUUAUCACCAGCGGGCUGUCGUCUUACUCGACGGACCUGGGCACAAACAACAACGUACUUUGGUUGCCGUGGAUGAGGCUGAUGGGAAUAGAUCCAGCUUUCGCAUAUACACAAACCGCACUACGGCCACUUUUGAACUGAUCAAACUAGAUGCGGAGCCGCUUGAUGCGGGCUUUUACCAGUGUUAUGUUGAACAGUGUCCUCAAUGUGGAGUCCAUCACAAAGCUGUGGCUAGGCUAAGACAGGUGAUUGUUUUACAAAACCCAUUGGUAAUGAGGCUUAACUUGAGUAUACCCUUCUAUGAACGUCUGACGGGCGAUUUACUAACAACCAGUCAAGAUCCAGGAGAUACUGGUUUGGUCACAAUACGUAGUCUCACCGUGUAUCCAAAACAGCGACUCACAGCUUCAUGCCAAUUUCAGUCGCUGUCAUUGGAUUGGAUGCAUCCUGUCGUUCAACUACGUCACAAGCAUCGUAGUGAGAAACUGCAAAACAAAUCGUUACAUGUAUCCUUUCUUCGAGAGCGAAAUACCGUAGACCUAAAACCAGAUAGGAUAGACUUAAUAAGUAUCGACCAUGAAAUACUGGUGCCAUCAAAAACCAAUGAUGCCAUCGAUCAUUAUGAGGUAGCGUGUCAUUUCAGUGUUUCCCAUCUAACCACCGAAGAUGACAUCAACACGAUGAAAAACUUUGUGACGCUCGAUUUUAUUGCGAUCCUGAUUGUCGCUGAACUCUACCACCCUGCCAUCAAAGAAGAUUCAGUCACCACGUCCCAUAAAGCACUCACUAAGCGUCUGCAAUCGCCAUCAGCAACACAAUCUACACGUUGGAGGCUGCUUUUAGAACAGACAGAGUUGUUGGAACGUAUUCCUGAAGGACCAUUACAUGGAAGCUAUUUGGUUGAGCUGGGCAGUCCGAUGGGAUGGACUGGUGCAUGGCUUAUUUACAACUAUUCAAAAACCAUUGAAAAAGAUGUGUGCCACACAACUAUUCAGUCUCGGUUUUCACCUGAUUCGGCUACUCAGAAAGUGGAAGGUCCCAACUGGCAGCAUGUCGAUUUUGUCUGUCCGCUGAAUUUAGAUCAUCGUGCCAUCCUUGUAUACGCAAUGCAUACAUUAAAAACGGGAAAUUCGGUAGAUGAAUACGAACAACACCUGUUGACAACCCUGCAGUCCACAAUCAGGGGCUGGCUAGGGUUCGCGGAUAAAUUAAACAUGAACGGUACUGAUGACAAUGUGACAUUCGGCUGUUGCUGCACGGGAGUAUACCGGUUCAGCUGGCUGCGCGUCGGUUGGCAUGCUUCAGUCCCGCUAGGCACACCAAUACGCAUGUAUGGUCGCCUGAGUACGUCAGUGGGCCAGCUCCCAUCAUGUACUUUUGCAACAGCUCUUCGGCAGUUUGAAGUAGAUACAAAGUUUAAGAUACGGUCCUCACGAACGAUGGCAUACUUUGAACUGCUCAAAGAGGUGGCGGAUUUUGCUGAUACGGGCUAUUACACCUGUAGCUCAAUCAAUCAUCAGAAUAAAGGAGUGAUAGGAUUCACCCGCAGACAUCUUGUGGUACUGCCGAACCAUUCAUUGGUUAAGUUGCUGUUGCAUCCAAUUCAGGAUCCUAUUUCGCACUGUACAGUCCGUUCAGGUGAUCCAACCAGAAAGCGAUUUACAUAUAGUUGCAUUUAUCCCAUAGCGAAGGGUGCCGAACGUUCAGCUGCUUCCAUUAUCUCACACAUGAAAGGGUACCCAUCACCUGCGGAUCAGUUACGCUUCAAACCGAAGCGGGUGUCAACACAUUAUGAGGACUACCGUAGCUUUCGCUCUGUGAAUAAAACAUUCGUCAUUGAAAUACCGACAGUCAUCGAAGAGGUCAGACGGUGGCGCGUGGCAUGCGAAGUGAAGUACUCCAAAAUAUGCGUGGAGUUCGACAUGGUAGACUGCGUACCACAUCAGAAGUUUACAAAAACACGAUCCAUUUCAAUAACUGUGGAACGUAAACCACGCAUUCUUUCGAACACGAUAAACACUUCUCCCACUUUUCUCAUUAAAUACCUUAGGAUUCCGUCAACCCUCUACUCGAAUGAUUUGGCGGUAAAGAGCGAGUGGCAAACAAACGAUGAGUUGAUUCCGGAAGGACAAAUUCAAGUUACUUUUGAGGCCGACGUUGGUGAUCCUCAGGGAUGGGUAUUAGUCUGGUUAGUUUACGAAUCAGAUGGAGUUCUGUACCAAGACACAUGUUCUUCAGUGAGGAUAGAUGGGCGCAGUCAGAUGCAAGAAGUUAAAGCACAUUGCCUGGUGCAGUUCGCGCAUGUUGCUCUGUUCAUUGCUGCUGUUCACGACCCGACUGAGGAACAGGCGGAAUACUCUGUAGAGGCUGGAGUUCGGCAACAUUUGCUAGCCAAUAUGAGUAGAUGGUUUUUGGACCUAGAGUCUUCUAAUGAAGCCCAAGAACAAGCUAAGCCCUACUGUUUGGGAAUUGACUACCGCAUUGCACCUCUCCACGUAGAAUGGCUCAGUGUCGUUCAGUUGGACAAUCCAGUACAAAUGUUUGGACGACGAGAUGAGCGAGGAAUAGAUGGACUAGUGUGUUAUCACAGUACACAGGUGCAAGAAUCAGACGUAGGCACACUGAUUCCGUUACACUUCCGUCUUGAGUCCGACAACGCUACAAUGCAGUUUCAGCUUCGCACAGAACAUGUUCAGGAUACGGACACAGGCUACUAUCGCUGUACACCAGCUGACAGGCGCCGUGGGUAUGACAGUGUUGGCUUGCUUAGGCGUUAUCUCCAUGUUCUUCCUCGAGUGCAUUGCAACGUGACGGUGGUUGACACGGAAGUGGAUAGGGGCCAUGCACCAGAAACUUUACCGAACGGAACUAUCUACGUUUUUCCUGGUCAGCUUAUCCACUUUCAAUGUAUUUUCAACCAAAGCAGGGCUUUUCCUUACUAUGCAACCUACGGUUUACAGUAUGAUACACUUGAUAGACAGACCGGAACAUGGAAGCCAGUUGCCCAUCCUAAAAACUCCACUGUCCUUAGUCAGAUAGACGGUGAGAAUCAGACUAUCAUUAUUUUCACAGUACCUGUGCUCCAGGCAAGAGACGAUGCCUCUGCAAUGCGGAUAAGUUGUGUAGCUACGUACGAAAUUGAAGAGACUAGAGUGGCCAGUGUGAGGGUGAAGAAACAUAAUGCCUCCUGUUCGCAGACGCUUGUUAUUUUCGAACCGGCAAACGGGGAGCUUGAAAUCAAAACGCUGACGAAAUCAUUUCCAAGCAGACCUGUUCCAAUCGGGUCCAGGUUCGAAUGCACGGGUGGUUAUGGCUUGCCUUCCUUAGAAUAUCGAUGGGUUCGCCAAAGGUCACCGAACUACGGUGUGAAUGGCACAAGUAACAUAUCUGAAGAAUAUGCUAGCUUACUGCCAACAGACUUUGGUGGAUGGGGUGGCCCAGACAAACCAAUGUUAGACAUGCCGGAGCAUGGUCUCCAGGUGGAUGGAGCAGUUCUUCAAGUUCCACCUGAUCCAACUUAUCGAGGAAUGAGUUUUUUGUAUACAUGUUACGGUACAAAUGAAAUAGUAGGAAGAGUGUACUCGAUCAACAAAACUAUUCAUUUGACAGUUUCUAUGUGCCCGACUAGUCGCGUCAAACUUGAUUUGACGGUGGAAACCAGCCCAAAAUUGUUAUCCUGCUGUGCCAUCUCUCCAAAUCCAGAUCCCGAAAUCCAAUUUUAUGGUUACUAUUUCCUUUCUUUCGUUCGUCAAAUUGUGCUGAGCCUUCCUCUUGAAUGGGAUCGAGUGCGAAUUAGUAUACUUCGAGGUGAUGUCACUGCACCAGCAGCAAAUGAUGGUGGGAAAUAUUAUUCAAAAUCCAUUUCUUUGUCCCAAAAUCUUCCUAGGACCAAGUUGGCCAAAUGGCUGUAUUCCAAAGAGAACAAGCCUAGAACAGACAGGACUGCUCGUUCAUCUCUGCCGAUGUCCUUGGAACAAAUCGUCAUUGCACUGAAUAGAUUGAACCCCGUUAAACAAAAAUCAACCCAUGUGGUUCUGCUCACUUUUGACAGCCUUGUUUCGGUCAAUUUGUCCAGAAUUGGAAUGCGAACGCUUGCCGAACUUCACAGAACUAGGAAGCUUCAAUUUGUGCUGUCUUGGGUGCACGCGAACAAUGAAAAAUUCGGUCCACUUGAGGUCCAUAUGAAUAAAUUGCUGAAACCCAUCAAGGUGGCCCAUAUCUUACCGCGAUUUCAAGGCACUAAUCAAUGUGAUACUUGCAAUUUUCCGUUAAACAGCAAUGAUCUGAGGAUAAGGAGGUCGGAUGUAUUUGAGGUAAUAUGCGAACGUGGACAUGUCCAGUCCCCGAAAAAUCUGACCACACCUCUUAUUGUAACUUCAGUACCUGAAAAUCAAUGGAUAGCUGGGACGAAUGUGUAUGUUUCCUGUAUCACCAACUAUACGAACGUCACAUACGCAGGCUUUCGGUUUCUCAAUCAGCUCACCUUGUGUUUAACCGAUUCGACCACACUGAACCGAUUAAUCAACAGGACGACGAUAACCAAUGCAACUGUGCAACAACUAGAGGAUACUUGUGUGAUGAAGUUGAGCACAACCAACCCUGCUGAUGACUCGGCAGUUCUUUCCAGUAUGAUCAGUGUUGUUGGGAGAGUCAGAAUCAACGGCGCUGAUGCGCAAAAUACAUCGAAUUACCAAUUAACGCUGUGUUAUGAACGCUUGGGUGAGGUCGAUCCGGAGCUGUUCGAUGCCACCAUAUACUCUACGCUACCACUAAAACCUGUCGAAGUGACCAUCGGUGCCCCGAAUCUCACGGUUGUUUGGUGGUCAGGAUUGAGGGAACGGGUUGCUGUAUUCCAAUGCACAUUCUUCGGCUUCGUCAGUGACCUCGAGGCUGUGUUACUGUUCAGAUUAACCAAGGAUGCUGCUGAUGGAUCCUAUUUUAUUGGAGCUCGAGCAACACCCAGACCAUUUGGACCCCUGUUUACUGAAGGUGUCAGCCGGCUUUUGUGGUUAGAACCCGCUACUCAGGAAGAAUUUGUCGAUUUUUGCUGUUUGAUAUGGCCGAAAUCUGUUGCCAUUUUUAAGAACCAAAUCACUUUGACCGAGAUUCCUUUUCAACUUAGUUCGGUUAACAUCGGCUGCACAUUCAACCGCACGCGCCUUAAUUCCGACUGUCCAGUAAGUCCGACAAUCACUUUGGAUCCUGACUUGAACGAAACUCAUUUGCAGUCGAAACCAGACUCAUUGCUUGCUGCGUGCAUCUUGCCAGCCACCACGCUUGCAGUACCACUGAAGAUGUACUUUUUAUCAUCGGAGCGUUUCGCCGGUAUGUGCAAUAUAGGCUCAGGGGAUAUGAAGGGAAACGAGACAGUAACAAUUCCUUGUGAAGUUGCCAGUGAAGAAGACACGAAUUGUACACAACUCGUCACUAGGAACGAUUUGUCAGGUCAUACUGCAGGCUUUUCUUUCACCUGUUCGAUGAGUCGGCAGCCUGGUUCACAUUACUGGUUUAGACAUAUUGAGCUAAAGAUUGAUGAAGUUACAUACAAGGAUUUAAAUGGUCGUUUGUUCUGCGAAGCCCUUCCGGACCCAGCAGUUUUUCCAAAUGUUCAUCCCCGACUAACCAGCCCGGUGAAGAAAGUCAUCUACCGUAUACCUCCAACAAUCGAUCGUUUCGUAUACAAUUCGGAAGGAGAAAUAUGGGAAUGCUUUGGAUUCGAGUAUCCCACCUCUGAAACAAAGAGAAUUGAAGUAGUAAAGGCAAGCCCUAUCGAGAGAGCAGAACGCAUGAAAACCUUCCGGAGCACAAGCUCCAAGUUUACCGUUCCCCUGAAGGGUGCCACACACCUGCCAAGAAAUAGUGCAAAGUUUAAUGUUGCCCACAACUGGAACGUUACGCUGUCUCCACGCCCAGCGAUACUUCCGGUGUUCGAGGACAGCAUUAUCACGCUACGUUGCAUCUUCGGCACAGAACACAAGGAACUGACGAUCACCAUACCUAGUAUGAAACCCCCUGUGCAAGCCGGAGGCAGGGAAACUAUCAACUGUCUUUUGCAGCAUGAGGUUGGGGACCCAAUUAGACAAAUAAUCCUGCAGCGUCGACUGCAUUCAUCCUGGUUAGAUUACACUGUUACAGUCGGAAUCAUAAGCACCAUCCAGUGGACAGGAAACGGCUGGUUCUUAGUGGCAGAGGAAGAGUUGCAACUGCGUACGUUUGGACCAUGGAUAUAUAACAGUCCACAAGUCCAGUUGGCCAUUGAACAUUUUUCAACUCAGAUGGUGGCGUCCCUAACUGUUAUUGGUACAAGCGAAUUUGAUAGCGGCGAGUUCUACUGCACAGGAUCAACUAUUCGUGGAGUUUAUGUCCACCAAGAUCCAACUGCAAUCACUUUGCUCGGGAAUCAAAACGAUUUCGUCAUAGCACAGCGACUGGUACAGAGAGAAAAUCUGUGGUCCACCUCUCUGCCGGUCGUGCUCGUUGAAGAUGUCAUCCAGACCAGGUGUACCGUUUGGACCACAAAUCCAGGGUACCGUUUCCCUUCCACAUUCCAACUGAUUCCAUUCGAUCUGCCGGUGCACUACAACCGUACCAUGUAUACAGAAGCCCAACGAAAUUCUCUGAUCGUUCGCACAGCAGACCAGUACCAUAUGGCAAUCUCAGGUCUAACUCCAAAUCAAACACGAAAAUGGGUUGGCUGCAGAGUUCAACAGUCUGGUGGUCCAGUGAAAGAAAAGUGGAUAGCUCACCCACACGUUACUUGCGAAUCACCCAAAGAAUUGUACUGGGAACCACAGAGCCAUACAAGUUACACACGUUCUGUUCGAUUGCAAUGUCGAUCAACAGGAGGAUGUGCAAAUCUCCGAUAUUGGUGGGAAUGGACUGCAGGACCUCUGCCACAAGCCACUUUGGAUGCAGCGGAAAUGUCAAACGUGACACAUGCCUGUCACAAUGAAUAUCUCCUCUUGGACCGCCUACCCAGAGCAGGGCCGUAUGUAUUCCGAUGUAUGGCAUCUUGCUGGUGUGGUGAAACUCAUUUGACCAGCAAAGUAACUGUCACCUUCUUCUUGGUAGAGGACGAUCAAGCUGAUGAUAUUCUUGAAGGUUUAGCAAAUAGGACACGAGUUGGAAUCCCUGUGGACCCUGAUGCAUCCGAAACUGAAAUAAAGCGGCCAUUGGACCCGCUCACAGAAGACUUGGAGGAACGCAAGACUGAUAUACGCGAGGACUUCGAAGGAAAAGAAACAAAGGCUGCCAUGAUAGGACCGGAGUGGCCACACUACUGCCGCCAAACAGCUGAAGGAGAUUAUUUAUGUGUAGCCCACGAACUAGAUCGGCUUGAAAGCCGUCAGCCAGAUUCACUGGAUGGCUGGGCUUUUCCUUUACCAACAGAAGCUGAUUCUCAUAAAUUGGAAAGGAAGCCGGAAUACCCUGUUGACCGCGUCCAAAAAUCGAAACACAUAACGGAUGAAACACUGUUGCGCCAGAUGUAUGAACAAUAUACCUUAAAUCGACGUGAUGACUACAGACUGGUUCUUGAGCACCGGAAACACUGGUUGCUAGAUCAGUCGAUCGCCCUAAGGCCUGAUAUUUAUCUACCGGCUUACCAAGAAAACUUUCGUUUAUUGGAUGAUGUUCAAGUGGAAUGGGGAGGCAAAUGGACUGAAAAGAGUGAACGUCUGACAAAGUUAGAAAAAACGAACAAAACCAUAUGUUUGGACUUUGAAGGAAAGAGAAUAGUGUGUACAGCUAGGCUAGUCUCCGAAACAGGAAAACUGCUGGAAGAAAGAGAAAUAGUUGAGUAUCCUUUUUGUGAUGCACACUGCCGUAGGCUUAGACUUCAGAACUCAAUGAAUGAUUCACUGAGUGCGUUUGCGGAAUUCCAAGCUAGGACUGAUAAUUUGAGAUCGCUGAAGGAGAAACAAAACCUAAGUCAACGCAUCGGGGCGAUGGGUUUGAGUUGGCCAAUGGAAAAAAGUGAACGAGAAACUGAAGUCUUGGGUGCUACUGGAAGACCAGGAAAUCACUACCAAACGCAUGGCAGGUCAUCAAGAAAAGCCAUGUCCAGUGCAACAAAUAAGUUUGAACUAUCUGGUAAAGUGGACUUUACAGAAGUCCACAUCGUUCCACCAAUUGUCGUCCUACCCGGAACCGCAACGGUGUUAUGCCCAGAGUUUCCGUACAGGAAGACAUCGCCCAAUUUCAGACCAGUUAGAGUGUACUGGAGACACGCGCAUUCUUUGAAUGACCUGUAUAACCAAGAAAUAGUAUACGAGACGUCCCUUUUGGUGCGAGACACUAGGAGUGGUUCUCCAAGAUACAAUAAUCCGGACCGUGUCUUCGCCUAUCCACCGCAUCGCUGGUCUAAUGCGUACACACUCGAUAUUAAACCACUGCACAUAGGAGACUACGGUUUUUAUGGAUGCACAACCACAGUGAUGAGUAGUCGCUCAAAUUCAGGCUACUUAAAUUUCACGAGGGUCUCUCCUGUUCCACUGUGUGUUGUCCCCGAGACCAAAGACGUCAACCCACCCUCGCUCUACUUGGCCGAUGAGUAUGUUGGUGUACUCCAAGAAUCUUCACGGGGAAUGAAGUCUGUCGACGCCGGUAGCUGUCUUGCUGCUGGAACUCUUAUCCUGGUCCGCUGUGAAUCGGUUCCAAUGCAGAUGUUUUGUGAGAGGAAGGAUAUGCUGAACUUUGGACAGCGUUUGAUUCGUACUGAGUUGACUGCAAGCAUUCGGUUCACUGCAGAAGGUCAGCCGUCGCGUACGAUAACACUCAGUGAGGGGCAUGAGGUAUCGGAGUCAAAGAUUGCAGAUUCAGAGGACGAGUCAGUUGAUGCUCAUGAAAUCAUGGCUCUUCCCAAGGUAAUCCGGGAAUGGUUCGUAAGAUUGACUCCAGAAUUUGGAGGCGCUCAGCUGAGUUGUACAGCUAGACCACAGUUAACGAACGAACACACGCUACCUGUUUCAACCUAUUGGUUAUGGCUAGUAAAGCAGUUUGUGAAACGCGAGAUUGGUUUAAAAUCAGCCCGUCAGUCUUUAUUCAGUAGUUCACUGUGUGUGGUUCCGAAAAGAGGCCAACUAGUAAUUCAACCGAAAUUGGUCAUUUCAGAAGUGCAUCCUAUAGGAGUCGCAGUCGCUGAGGUUGGACACACUAUACAAUGCAGCGUUGGGUACGCCGGCAUCACCCACCCAGUUAUCCAAGUGUACCGGAUACAACGGUCACAACUGAGGCGAAUGUUCACCCACUCGAGACAUGAAUUUCUGCAAAGCUUAGCUAGGCCCUUAAACUGGCCGAAGCAGGAGACGCCCUAUUUCGCACGCCUUCUAAUUGCAGAAGAAGCACAAGCCGAGGAGACCUAUUACGUUCGCUGUUCCAUUGAGCGAGAAAACAUGGAAACAGACUUUAUCAUUGAAAUACAGGCAACACAGGACAAAUUUUGGAGUGGUUCGUUGUCCAUUCUUACUCCGUGCUUGGCCAUUGGCCUGACGGUAUUGGUGCUGAUGGAGAUAUCGGUCUGUUGGUGUUGGCUGAUCAGUCGGAGGCGUCGGUUGCUGUUCAGUCAGGUUGAUGACUUGGAACUCGGAUUGGCACUAUCAAAGUGAUCGAGGGGGCAUACAAACAAGAGACGCCUAAAAACAGUUUCGUGUCUGUUCGUUGCUGAUCCGAAUCCAGAGGGGAUGUAGUCAUCCUCGGUAAAGAAAAUAUUGCGUGCCUGCGGACCCUCCGCAAUGAAUCGAUGUUUGGCCGUCAAUCUGGUACGGAUUAAAAGCUGACCGAACUUCAGCAUAUUCUUCCUCUCAUAAAACAACUGUAUUGGAACCGAUUCACAGCGGAGCAGGGUUUGAUGUCCACUGAUAAGACUAUACUGAAGCCGUCUAACUUCGGAUUCUUGCCCAAUUGCUACAAGUCAUACCAUGUGCAUCCACAAUACUAAGACAUACUGUUGUGAUAACCCUGGACGGAUGAACACAAAGCAACGCAACAGGCCAACUAUGACCGAAAUAUCACCAAACUAUGUCACCCAGGCAUGCAAAGUCAAAGCGUUCUGUUCCGAAAUUCCAUUGGUGCGUUGUCAAAUACAUAGAAUGUUGUCUGAUGAUGUUAUAAAUUGGGAACUACAUCUGGAGCAGGCCUAAUCUUCCCAUUCAAUCUCCCAUUCAUCUCCAGUAAAACGAUAGGAAUGUCACUCAACAAUGGACCAAGACGACAACCCAUGGCGACUUCAUCGAUUUGUCAGUAAAAUGUGGAAUUAAAUUGAAAUUAAAUUGUAAGUGUACGUUGAAACCAUAGUGAAGAAGUAGUCCCUUUAAGGAGAUGAGCAGUUGGAUUGUGAAAUCCAAUGAGUCGGUAUAAACACAAAGUUUGUAGUCUCCAAGAGUGGGACUUGGUAAAAAAAAACUUACGUUAAAAAACACAAAUUUGGAACCAAUAUCAACAUCUUUUAUCAGCUCCAGAAACUCAGUGUCAUGGAUACUGGCACAAAUGUCGGCGUAAGGGUUCUACAGUCUGGACCAACCAUUGGGCAGUUGCGUGAUAUGGGGAAUUACACAUCCAAAAUCAGUCUCAAUAGAACACAUUUCUCACGAACCAUAAAUCGGCCGAGCUAUGACUGCUCCGGAUUGCCACCCGACUGGAAGACUGGUGUGCGCAUUCGUGACCAGUUAACGAGCAUGACACAAAACAACUAUAAUAGGUGAAAUCAAGCACGGACAUGUUUUGUUUGAACACGAGGUCGGGUGUCGCAGCGAAUAGACACACGGAGAAAUACAGACCCACCAAGGUGGGCGCACGUGAUAGCGCAUGACUUGAUGCAUCUCCCACCGUGGGAAGAUACUCAUUAGUAGCGUUGCUUCCUUGCAGUUCAAACCCAACCUUCUUUUUGGGCUUUGGCAACCUAGUGGUAUCCCAGCCCCCGCCCCUACUUCCGCUGUCACGAGAGCUAGGCACAGAAAUGGUGCUACAGCUGGAGGAUCUUUUUUUCUUUGUGGGGUUCAUACAAAAGCACUGGCACGAGUCCGUCAAGAAUGUCUGGCUUCAGAAGCCACGGUGUGCUUGGCUUCACAGUCCUCUUCUGUAUUUUGGAUAGUCCCCCUGAGUGCUUCGAAUGCAUCCGAAGGAACAUCAAGCGAAAGGUUAUUGUAUCCGGUGACACUAACAGAUGUAGUUGUGUAGCAUGGUCAAAUGCGCUUGAUGAUACAUGUUUGCAUAUUGUUUCCAACUACAGGUUCAUAAAUUAUAUCUCCCAGGCGAUAAUUCACAAUACCAGGAACCACUAUUCGUUUAUGGCCUUGAAGGAUAGGCAGAUCUACAGAGCAGCCCGGCGAAACACCCGCAGAUUUGCUUCGUGAUGUUGCUUGAACUGACAGUCUGCUUUUUUGUUGCAUUUUACUCUUGUGGAACUAGUUGUGGUCUGUGUUGUUCCAACUCUGCAACUAAGAAACGCCUCCAGUGGUG
Molecule: messenger RNA, 20434 nt
Organism: Opisthorchis viverrini
Lineage: Eukaryota; Metazoa; Platyhelminthes; Trematoda; Opisthorchiida; Opisthorchiidae
Exons: 4
Coding region: 1-18582 (6193 amino acids)
Source: RefSeq, a predicted model, not a curated record